Messenger RNA from Glycine soja, 870 nucleotides. RefSeq lists its product as uncharacterized. Bases 91 to 621 code for a protein of 176 amino acids. Lineage: Eukaryota; Viridiplantae; Streptophyta; Magnoliopsida; Fabales; Fabaceae. The record is from RefSeq and is a predicted model, not a curated record. The transcript is spliced from 3 exons.
GAACCACGAAAAAGGAUGAGCGUUGAUAUAUGAAAGUAAAAGAUGAGAAGAGAGGUUGGUCGGAGAACAUAAUCUUUGUCGAUUCCAGAAAUGUGUAGCACUAGCAUUAGCAUAGCUUCCUCACACCAAAGCUUUCUCACCAACGCCCUUAUUCCACCAAAGUUCAGGACCACCAGGAUUAGUAUUGUUUCUUGCAGUUCCCCACAACAAUCUCCAAGGAAGAAGAAUAAUGAGAACAAGUUGGCAAAGUUAGCAAUGGUUGCAGUUGCUGUUGGGGUGUUAACACUUGGGUCAGUUCAUGAUGCAUCAGCUGCCAAGACUGGUGGUAGAAUUGGUGGCCAGGCCUUCAAGUCAGCAGCUCCACGCUCCGCACCAAGAAUCAACAAUUCCAGGACCAACAUCUAUAUCAAUCCUCGAGUGGCACCUCCGCUUGUUGGUGGCUAUGGCUAUGGUUAUGGUGGCUGGGGAUGGUCUCCAUUUUCAUUCUUUGCACCAGGUCCCAGUGUAGCUGUAGGCGUUGGAGGUGGAUUUGACACUAUUCUUCUGUUUAUGUUUCUUGGUGCUGCUGCUGCAGUUGUGAGGAGAUUCUUUGGGUCAAGAAAUGAAGAUGAUGACUACUAGCAGCAUAAAAGGCUUUUUAAAGAGAGUGUUAUUUUGAUGUAUAGAAGAAUGGAAGAGUGACCAAUUAAUUACUUUGAUGUAUUUUGAGAUAUUAUACUUGAAAACCAAAGCAAUCAUGUGCUUUCUAAUGCACUGAUUUACAAUUUACAUGCUUGUUAUACAGGAUGUAAUGAAACAAUAGACAUACAUUGUACUUGUUCAGGGAAGUUCCCAAUAUUUACACUAAUUUAAAAACAAUCAAGAAAAGCA